Cryptomeria japonica (Japanese cedar) is the source of this 707-nucleotide messenger RNA. RefSeq names its product NADH dehydrogenase [ubiquinone] 1 beta subcomplex subunit 2. NCBI's taxonomy places the organism in Eukaryota, Viridiplantae, Streptophyta, Pinopsida, Cupressales, Cupressaceae. Bases 181 to 429 code for a protein of 82 amino acids. Gene Ontology annotation, cellular component: mitochondrial inner membrane. The transcript is spliced from 4 exons. The record is from RefSeq and is a predicted model, not a curated record.
GAUGGGUGUUUUUAUUUUUCUUUUCAAUAGUAAAUCAUAUCUCAAUUGUUUGAAGGUCGCUUGCCUUCGAUUCAUGGGGAAACUUCAAUGAUGUAACGAGACCGAAAAAGAAAUCCUAUAAAUACAUACAGCAAGCAAUUGCCCUGGUCUAUUGGAGGACGCUUGAAGAGAAGAGAGAAAAUGGCAGGGCACGGAGGGCACGGAGGACAUGGAAUAACUCACAAUGGAUUCACAAUGCACCCUCCCAAGACAUGGCACGCGAGAACUGGCAAGUUCAUGUGCGCCGUCAUGUGGUUUUGGGUUUUAUACAGAGCAAAGGAGGAUGGUCCAGUGCUCUUGGGAAUGCGACAUCCAUGGGAGUCUCAUGGACAUGAUCACAGUCAUGGGCAUGCACAUGCACAUAAGGAAGAACACAAAGAUUCUCAUUAAGAUCUCAAAGUGUUCCCUAUGAACAAAGUUUGAUACUCGAUAUCUACUGUUAAAGCUAUUGAGUACACUGUGUUUUAAUAUCGAAUCUUCAAUGCUCAGUUUUAUUAAGGACUUUUGCAUUCUUGGCUGGGCGCUAUAGGAAUAAGAAUUGCAUACAUUUAUUUGUGUUAGCCUGCUUACUGGGCUUUUGGUUGAUGUAGAUCUUUUUUUGAAUUCAUAAUUAUACUGGUUAUCAUAUUUAUCUAUUUGAAUCCAAAUCUGAAGAGAAUAUUUGGUUA